AUGUGGGGAGAGCAAAUUGAGGUCUUCUGGUCACCACUGCUCGCUACAGAUACUCUCUGUGCGCAUGGUCAGUAGUUCGGUGUGAUUGAUCUCAGUUUGGUGUGUUUCUGAGCUCGUGGGGCUGAAUCAGCUGCACUUCACGCUUUGCUGGGUGUGCAGCGGGCGGAAGUUCGAGAGUAAUAUUACUGGAUACAAAUACGUAUUGAAAACUUUUUCUUCCAAGGAAAACAAAGAAUGUCGGCUAUUAAGACUAAAAAAGUAAAAAUGGCUACCAAAUCAUGCCCAGAGUGUGAUCAACAGAUCCCAGUAGCUUGUAAGUCGUGUCCAUGUGGCUAUGUGUUUAUUAGCCGAAAACUUCUAAAUGCCAGACUAUGCGAGAGAUCGUCAUCUGGAAUAGACAAACUGGAUUCUAAGCGGAGGAGGACAGAAAGGAUUCGGAGAGAGAAGAUCAACUCCACUUCCCCGAACGACAUGGAAAACAGGAGGCAGUCCCGCUCAAACAGUCAGUCAGAACAGAUCCGCAGGGGAAGGGGCCGGCCGAAGACCACAACUCUCAAAAAGCAGGAGGAGGAGAAAGAGAAGCAAGACAAAGAGGUUGACAUUUAUGCCAACCUGUCGGACGAAAAGGCCUUUGUAUUCUCCGUGGCUUUGGCUGAGAUCAACAGAAAGAUCCUGGGUCAGAGGCUGAUUUUGUGAGCGCACUGCGAGGUGGGGAAAUCAGGAGCAGCUCUGCAGAGUCACGGACGACGGCAGUAGACCUGACAGACCGGACCCUAAAAGCGCUUCAGACCCACUGAAGGACACUCUCCCAGGGUCUGCCUCAGGUCACUCCGGUGGUUCUAUCAAUACAUGUUGUACAUGUCUAAUCUUGAACCAAGCCGCUAUCUUAAAGAACUUUCCAGAAUAAUGUCAUUGGAAAAUGUCAGAAACCUAAAUAUGUAUGUAUUUUCCUAUUGUAUAUAUCAUGAAUCAUCAUGCCAAAAAAACUAAAAGCUGUCAAAUGGAACAAAACUAUUUUUAAAAGUGUUCUGUUAUUUCACUGCACACAGUGUCAUUGGUCGGAGAUAUUAGUCUCAUUAGAUAUAAUUAUUGGUCAAACAUCUAAAGUUUACUCAUCUGCAAUAUUGUUUUCAUGUCUUUAAUGUAGAUGAAAUAUAAGCAAUGGUGUUUGAUGAAUGACUUGGAAUCCUAUUUAAAUGUUAGGGACUGUUUCUUGUCGGUUAAUAUUUAUUAUGCCUGUACAUUCUUAAUUUAAUUACAUAUUUUAUUCUGUUUUAACAAAUGGCUAAUGUAUACAUUUAAUUUUAUAAAAUAUUUUUCUCUGUACUUCAAUAAACUGAACUUGAAAGGAAAA
Conger conger (European conger) is the source of this 1354-nucleotide messenger RNA. RefSeq names its product UPF0547 protein C16orf87 homolog. The transcript is spliced from 4 exons. NCBI's taxonomy places the organism in Eukaryota, Metazoa, Chordata, Actinopteri, Anguilliformes, Congridae. The record is from RefSeq and is a predicted model, not a curated record. The coding region runs from base 235 to 696 and encodes 153 amino acids.